AUGUCUCGCAACUCACAAAACGACGUUGAUGCCCGGUAUACUAACAUCGAAGCUGCGCCUGCCAUUUUGGGCAACGGGUUAGGGUUGGAACUUUUUGGCCAUCGAUUUGGCGGUUGCCCCAAAGUAGCGGCACAUAACUUCAAAUCAUUUCCACGUUGGCGAAACUUGAAUCACUUUGACCAGGUGGUAUCAAUAUCCUUUGCUGAUGGAAUGAAAUAUGAAGAUAUAUCAAAGCUGAUUGUUUUUGCUGCUCAUAAUGUAUUUAAGUGUGAUCCGGAUCCUCAAGUUUAUCUCCUGCUUCAUUGUAUUCGGAGUUACAUGGAAUUCAACACAUAUGCAUCACUAGAGGUCCACACCAAGGGUACAAUCAGGGACGGCCGAAAUAUGUUGUUAGAGCUUACUGAACUGAUGGAUAUAUAUAUCAAAGAUACGGCAGACCUCUCGGAGAAGUCAUGGAAUUUUCCCAAGAUGCAUCUUUCCGCUCAUCUCUUCAACGACAUGGAGGCAAAGGGCGUCACCCGGAACUACAAUACGAAGCCGAAUGAGAAAAUGCACAGUCCGCUGAAGGACGCUUAUCAAGAUCAUACAAACUUCAAGAAUUUUGCAGAACAGAUUCUCCAAUACAACCAUGAUAGCUUAGUUGCGGAAUACAUUUGUAGCAAGAUGGAGUGCCUCGAUGUGCAGAAUCUUGGUUCAUCAGUCAUGCCUGAUCCAUUGGAGGCUGAUUCAGAUGGGCUCGAAUCAACCGAACCAACUGAUAUACAGCAUUUUAGUAUUGGUUCGCAGCAGGCAACCAAAUCAUUUGCGGAUAUUAAAGCAGCUAACACAGGUGACACAGCCUUUGAUUGA
This is a messenger RNA of Suillus plorans, 849 nucleotides long. RefSeq lists its product as uncharacterized. The transcript is spliced from 5 exons. NCBI's taxonomy places the organism in Eukaryota, Fungi, Basidiomycota, Agaricomycetes, Boletales, Suillaceae. The record is from RefSeq and is a predicted model, not a curated record. The coding region runs from base 1 to 849 and encodes 282 amino acids.